Molecule: messenger RNA, 806 nt
Organism: Clarias gariepinus (North African catfish)
Lineage: Eukaryota; Metazoa; Chordata; Actinopteri; Siluriformes; Clariidae
Exons: 5
Coding region: 117-806 (229 amino acids)
Biological process (GO): response to bacterium
Source: RefSeq, a predicted model, not a curated record
GACCAAUCAAAUCAGUCCACAGCUUCAAAACAUCCAAUCAGGCGUGAGUCUGGACCUGGUUUUCUACUGAACACACAAGUUCAUUACCUCACUAUCACUUUGUCUAAACAGGAACGAUGAUCACACUCUUUGUGGCUCUUUACUCUCUGCUUUGUCUCUGCACAACUGGAAACACUUCUGACAUCAAGGAGCUUCAAGUGAAAACAGUAAAGCCUGGAGAAGCUGUAACUAUGGAGUGUAACAACAAUGAACAAAGAAGUAAUUUAGCUUGGUACAGACAGAGUUUUGGAAAAGUGCCUCAGUUUUUGGCGAGACAGUACGGUGGCCCUCCUGGCUACAUAUUUGCCGAGGGAUUUAAUGAUAACCGCUUCAGUGUUACUGUAAAGGACCAAACGUUUGAUCUUAACAUUAAUGAAACAAGAGAAGAUGAUGGAGGAGAAUAUUUCUGUGGAUAUGUGUGGGGAAGUACAGUAAAGUUCACAUCUGGAACACGUCUGCAGUUUGAAGGUGAAGAGAUGAAACCCUGUCCUACACCUGGAACACUUAACAAGAACACACACUCUGUUACACACCAGGGUUCAAACAGCACACUCAUGAUUCCCUUUAGUCAGGAAGGCAUGAGUUCAUGUCCCAGCCCACUGCACAAACACAGCCACCAGUGUUACAGCACAGACUUAGUGCUCGUCCCAAACCUGGAUAAAAAAAGGGGCGGGUUAUGUCAGGACAGGCAGGUCUCAAGGAACUCCAGCAGAACUAGUUAUGAUAGCGUAACUCAAAUGGAGAUCCAGGAGGAAAGACGGACAUGA